Messenger RNA from Harmonia axyridis, 2905 nucleotides. RefSeq names its product protein arginine N-methyltransferase 9-like. The coding region runs from base 968 to 2860 and encodes 630 amino acids. Gene Ontology annotation, molecular function: protein-arginine omega-N monomethyltransferase activity. The transcript is spliced from 3 exons. The record is from RefSeq and is a predicted model, not a curated record. NCBI's taxonomy places the organism in Eukaryota, Metazoa, Arthropoda, Insecta, Coleoptera, Coccinellidae. Gene Ontology annotation, biological process: peptidyl-arginine methylation.
AACAAACACAAGCAAAUUUUAUUUUAACAUCAUCAUUCUGUAUUAUUGCUACGUUUUAAUAAAACGAAGCUUGUAUUCAACAGAAGACUGUGAAGGCUUGCAUAUUUUUGAGUCUGGGAUUCAUCAAGUCUUAUUUCGAUCAAAUGCAACCUUACUUUUUCAAUGACCCAAAGGAUGCAUUUCGGUUUUUAUGUUAAAUAUGAUUUCUAAUCUUUGGAUAAGCUUCGCUUUUGUGAAUGAAUUUCAGUAGCUUCACAAAAGGCCAAUGCACUCCACUGGGUCAGACCCUCGUUCAGUUCAAGUACCUUCAGCAACUCUAUUAAUUCAAUGCGGGCAGCUAACUUCACACUGUUCUGUCAAAUGUAAAUAUAACCUAUCUACAUUCAAAUUAAAAAUUUAAGUUAUGAAAUUAUCCUAUUCUAGUUAUUAUUAGUUCCAUGAAAAGGUUUUUCUUCAUACAACUUACUUUCCCCAAUUUUACUUAUAUCAGAUUCAGAAUUCAAACUUAGCAGUUUGAUUUGCAAUUCAGUUCCAUUCAGUUUUUAAAAUAACCAGAAUAAUUUUUGAAAGCAAAUGGAUACUGAUUAUAAUGUUAUCCUAUCAAGUGCCAGAAAUUUUAAACGACUUGGAGAUUUCACUCAUGCUGUUGAAAAUUACUUUUUAUACUUUGAAAAUGUUCCUGAAACAAUAUGGGAUGAAUGUACCGUGAAAGAAUUUAUUGAUUUAGUUAGUGAUAUGGAUAUUUUCCUUAGAGUGGAUUCAGUAAAAACUGAAAUAUGGCGUAUAUUAGAGAAAUCCUUCAAGUUAUUUCCAAGUAAUUGGAGGAUGGCAAAUGCUUUGGCCAAUGUGUUUAUGAAGUAGGGAAAUCGAGCAUGAAUUAUUUCCCAUUCUUACAUUCCAGGCAUUUCGACUUGCAAAAGAUAAAAAUCAAUCUUGUUUAACAGUGGAAGAUAAGUUAUUGACAGUUAUGUGGGAUAAAGUUCCGAGGUGGCAUUUCAGAAUGUUAAACGGAAAAUUACGAAAUACUGCAUACAAAAAAGUUAUAUACAAAUCCCUAGAAGAUGGUUUCAAAAAUGCGAUAGAUAUUGGUGCAGGAUGUGGUCUGCUGAGUUUAUAUUUAGGAACUCACAAUUCUAAUCCAAAGAUAACAUUAUUUGAAGCAAAUAAAACACUAUAUGACCAAGCCAUUUUGAAUAUGAACAAAUAUUGUCCCAAUGUAUCUUUAACUAGUAUUCAAAUUAAUUCAAAUGAUAUUGCUUUCACUGAAUACAGAUCUAAUUUAUUAGUAACUGAAAUAUUUGAUGUAGCAGUUUUCGGAGAAGGUAUUUUAAGAACUUUGUGUCAUGCUCUGGAUACCUUCAUGAUCAAGAGUAACUACCGAAUCAUUCCUGCAAAAGUCAAAAUUUUUGUAACAGGAAUUGGAUGUGAUAAAUUAAGUAAACAAUUCAGGCUUCAGAAUGAUAUGGAUAUAUUACAUAUGGACGAGACUUUUUAUGUUACGAAAGAUUUUAUCAGUGAACCCUAUGAUGCUAAAUGCAUAUUGAAAGAGAAUUAUGAGAUUUUAACUGACACUGUUGAAGUGAUGGAACUUAACUUUCACGAUAAAGAUUUCUUGCACUUGAUUUUAAAUAAUUUGUGGAAGACAAAGAUACAUUUGACUGGUUUGAAGUGCGCAUUGAUAGAUUGUUUGGUUGUGUGGUUUGAUCUUCAUCUCGAUGAAGAAACAAUUGUUUCAACCAAUCCCUUCCACAGUCAGAAUGAACCUUGUUGGGAGCAAGCAAUAUUCCAUUCUACAAUUCCUUUGCGAAUAGAUAAAAAUGUACUUUUGCCUUUAGAAGUAAAAAUUGUGAACGAACAUUUAGAUUUUGGAUUAAAUGUUAUACCAAACUUUAACGCUCACUUUAUUUUGGAUGAAUAUUCCAUUCUAAUUUUGAAUGAUGAAAAAUGGACUAGCUAUGUAGAAUCUCUAUCUGAAAUAAUACCUAGUAAGCGUUCAACAAUAUUCGAUUUCAGUUCUUUCCCAUUGAUGGGCUUACUGCUAGCGAAAAAAGGACAUACAGUUUUUCAUGUUUUUAGAUACGAGGAGAAUCUGAAAUUUAUCGAAUACCUGAUUAAAACAAAAGAUAUUGAACCUACAUUAUUCAAGUUUGUACAACACAAAGAUUAUCCAUUUUGUGUUUUGGGUCAAAGCGAGAUAGAUUAUGUGUUUUAUGAGCCUUGUUGCGCCAAUGGGUCAUUAAAUCCUUCACCUUUGGAUAAUAUUAUCUUGGAGAAGUUUGAAGCCAAAAGUUUUUUUACUGGAAUCAUUGUCCACUUCAAAUUGAUACAUUCUCCUUAUAUAGAUUACUGCAAUAGGGUCUCGGCAGAAAAUGUAGAACCUUUUGAAGAUUUAGCCUCUAAAAUGAAUGAUUUUACGGGUACUGAGCAUGUUGAUCUAUCUCAUAGUUUUCCCCAUGAAAGCAUGACAAAUGAACAAAAGUGGGACAUGACGCAGGAUUCUACCAAAAUAGUCCCCAUACAAAUUCUGAAAGAUGGAAAGAUAAAUGGAAUAUUGACCUGGUACACUUUGAUGGGAAUUGGAGGAGUUCAAUUCACUACAAACGAAAGCUCCUGCUUCAAAUUGAAGGCCUUUCUGUUACCUGAGAGAAAUGUUGAAAGUAACGAAUUCCUCAAUAUAUACUGUCAGAGUGAAAAAGGAGUUUUUUUGAAAAUUGAAAUCUGUGAAGAAAAAUGGCUUAAAACAAAUUUUCAAUCAUACGAUAAAUAUAGCAGUCCCAUUCUGUCAUUCUAUAACAAAUUUUGGAGAUCUUAUGAUCAAGAAUUAGAAAUGCUGUCCAAUUCUAUAUCAUUAUAUGAAUAGUUUUUAUCAUGUUAUAAAUAAAAAAUACUACAUGUUGUUUUGUUA